Messenger RNA from Letharia columbiana, 888 nucleotides. RefSeq lists its product as uncharacterized. The transcript is spliced from 3 exons. Bases 1 to 888 code for a protein of 295 amino acids. NCBI's taxonomy places the organism in Eukaryota, Fungi, Ascomycota, Lecanoromycetes, Lecanorales, Parmeliaceae. Gene Ontology annotation, biological process: regulation of DNA-templated transcription. Gene Ontology annotation, cellular component: nucleus. The record is from RefSeq and is a predicted model, not a curated record.
AUGACUGGCCUCGUGGGCUAUGGAAGCAGUGAUGAGGAGGACUCCGUUGAUGAGAGCCGGCGAAUGCAGUCGAAGUCCCAAACACCCACCCAGUCGGACUUAUCAGUAUCAGGAGGCCAAAGACCACCGAAUAAUACAAGGAAUGAGCCAACUGCGGUCCCAGCAGAAGAUGAAGCUCUCCACCCCGCGCGACCCAACGGAACCGUUCUUGGACCUCCGCCUCAAAAGGUGACCCCAGAGAGCAGCGCUCUUUCCGCCUCUUCUUCACCUUAUGCGCUCCAUCGCGCAACGAUCCGUAGUCUGACGUUGCCUACCAAACCCAACCUUGAUAUCCCCCAGUCGCCUCUUGCCUCGCCCACACCAGGCGCGGACCACAAGUUUUCUCAUUUUCUUGAACUAAAGAAGCAAGGCGUUCAUUUUAACACCAAGCUCGCAUCCUCUUCGGCCCUCAAAAACCCAAGCUUACUACCUAAAUUGAUGGACUUCGCCGGUGUGAGUGGCGAGCGGCAAUACACAACCACAUUGCCUCGCGAGCUGUGGAAUCCAGCGGAAUUUCCUACAUGGGCUUACAAGGAAGAGCUGGCAGAAGCCCAGCAUGGUCUUUCCAAGAAGAAGGGAGAAGAGAGAGUCAAACUUCAACGCGAGAGCAUCGAUUUCGUCGCCGCUGACACUCCAGGACAACCAAGUGGGUUGGUGGUGACAAAGGGCAAAAGAGCAAGUGCUGCGGAGAGGGUUAUGGCGGGGUUAGGCAGGGACAGGAAACCGUCCCCGCAACUGAGCACUGCAGGGGUGCGAAACGAGGUAGAACAGAGGGGACGGACGAGUGAUGGCUUGCAUGCAGGAACAAGGUCUGAAUCACCGAGGCGGAAACGCUCGCGUUCAAGGUGA